Molecule: messenger RNA, 962 nt
Organism: Drosophila nasuta
Lineage: Eukaryota; Metazoa; Arthropoda; Insecta; Diptera; Drosophilidae
Exons: 5
Coding region: 3-962 (319 amino acids)
Biological process (GO): negative regulation of apoptotic process
Cellular component (GO): membrane
Source: RefSeq, a predicted model, not a curated record
CAAUGGGCUUUAUUGAGUGCCGGACUAGUUCAGCUCAAGAUGUUGCCACACAAUGCGAAUUAUUGUUGGACAAUUAUCCCCAACCUACUCAAGAGUUUGAAAGGCAGUCUACAUCAGAUGCCGCCAUACAGUGCGAAUUAUUGUUGGAUGAUUUACACGGACCUACACGCGAAUUUGAUAUAACCGAUGUCGGGAGAAGACGAAGAUUUGUACGUUGUCUUUAUGGCUUGCUGAUGGUGAGCAAAGAUCUGAAUUUUAAGAAAUCUAAGUAUUGCAAAUUCUCACAAUUUAUUCGCACAACUGUCUUUCUGUUUCAGUUGCAGAUUGCGAUGAUCAUUCCCUGCUUGGAGAUAUGCAUUCAUUAUGCACAUAUACUAAUUGAGCUUCCUCUUCGCUUAGCAUAUUUCGUAUUUAUUAUCCUAUUGUACACCUGGCUGUAUAUUUAUCGCGACUGGCGACGUCGAGCGCCUUUUAACUACUUCAUAUACCUGCUGACAUUGAUCGCAAUGCCAAUUAGUACAAGUAUACAUCUGAUUUAUAUCGAUCAGACACGCUGGCUUCAUGCUUAUCCGUUGAUGAUCAUAGUCGAACUGCUCGUUCUCGUCUUAUACACCACACAGCAGAGAUUUAAAUUUAGUCAUGCCAUCGGCGUGCUUAUAAUAUAUUCGGUUUAUGGAUUGAUCCUGUUAUCGGUCUAUAUUUUUUUCAUACAAGGAUUCUUCCGAAUACUCUACUUUUAUAAGGUGACCUUUGAAGCCUGGUACAUUAUCUACGAUACCCGACAAAUGCUUUGUGGCGACCAUGGCUAUAAUCUUCAACCCGAUGAGUAUAUAUAUGCAGCUGCGAAUAUUCAUGCUGAUUUACCCAAAUUUCUAUGGGUAUUCGUCAGGCAUUUUGUUGUUGAUCCCAUAAGAAAUUUCAUAAAAGCGGUGCGACAAUCGCGUACGAAUAACAUUUGUUAA